CAGUUGGAUUCUUCUGCAUUCACACCACCCGCAGUCUCUGGAACACUUCUCCGUUCUCAGAUUUUAUUUUUUCGGAGGCAGAAAGCUCCUGUUCAACUCAUCCCUACUGAAAAUAAGAUGGCAAGCAGCUUCACAAAAAUUCUGUCUUCAAAACGAUAUAUUGGGAUUCUGUCAUUAGUUGGAGCUGGGUCUUUGACAGCGGGAGUUUUGCUGAAAAGGGACCAUGUCACCGCCGGGGCGCCGGUUCGGCGAGUGUAUCCUGCCAGUGCGGAAUAUCCCGACCUCCGCAAGCAUAACAACUGCAUGGCUAGCCACCUGACCCCAGCCAUCUAUGCCAAACUGUGUGACAAGGCCACACCCAAUGGGUUCACCCUGGACCAGGCCAUCCAAACCGGUGUGGACAACCCUGGGCACCCCUUCAUCAAGACUGUGGGCAUGGUGGCAGGGGAUGAGGAAUCAUAUGAGGCGUUUGCUGACCUGUUGGAUCCAGUCAUAAAGGAAAGGCACAACGGCUACGACCCCAACACUAUGACCCAUCCUACUGACUUGGACGCCAGCAAGAUCCAUUCAGGCCAAUUCGAUGACCGCUAUGUGCUGUCAUCGAGGGUCAGGACAGGGCGGAGCAUCCGAGGUCUGAGCCUGCCCCCCGCGUGCACGCGUGCAGAGCGUAGGGAGGUCGAGCGGGUCGUGGUGGAUGCCCUCAGUGGCCUGAAGGGGGACUUAACCGGAAAAUACUACAGCCUCACCCAGAUGACAGACCAGGAACAGCAGCAGCUCAUUGAUGACCACUUCCUGUUUGAUAAGCCAGUGUCCCCACUCCUGACAUGUGCAGGGAUGGCUCGCGAUUGGCCAGAUGCCCGUGGUAUCUGGCACAACAACGAGAAGACCUUCCUUAUCUGGAUCAAUGAGGAGGACCACACCAGGGUCAUCUCCAUGGAGAAGGGUGGCAACAUGAAGAGAGUGUUUGAGAGGUUCUGCAGCGGCUUGAAACAAGUGGAGAGGCUGAUUCAGGAGAAGGGCUGGGAGUUUAUGUGGAAUAAGAGACUGGGAUACAUCCUCACAUGCCCCUCCAACCUGGGUACCGGCCUGCGUGCUGGAGUACAUGUCAACCUGCCCCGCCUCAGCAAGGACCCUCGCUUCGCUAAGAUCCUGGAAAACCUUCGCCUGCAGAAGAGAGGCACAGGGGGUGUGGAUUCAGCCGCUGUGGGCAGCACCUUUGACAUCUCCAACCUGGACCGCCUGGGCAAAUCUGAGGUCCAGCUAGUGCAGACCGUGAUUGAUGGAGUCAACUACCUGGUAGACUGUGAGAAGAAGUUGGAAAAGGGGCAGGACAUUAAGGUGCCCCCACCCAUUGGCCAGUUUAAGUAGACUGACCCAGCUGACCAUGCCAUUUCCUUCUCGACCCCUCCGUCCUCUCCUCAACUCCUCCUCAACCCCUAACAAAAAUUCAGCUUGACAUCACCCUGUCUCACACCUACUCUACAACAGCCAUCAGUGUAGUACUUUGUAGCAAACUUGCUUCAGUCCCUGUGUAGAACUAGAUGUAUCACUUUGCUGUGUUGAGAUAUACUUUGUAUGAAGUCUAAAGAACUUUUAGAUGCUAUUCCCCCAUUUAAUAGAAACAACAGGAUGCUAUUGUGUUGGAGCACAUUAAGACAAAAUGGCUGUCAGUUAGCAGAACACUACAUCUUUGAUGCACUACUACAAUGGCAACCCUGUUCUCCAAUUUACCCUUGCUGUGCUGUUUACCUGGUACU
Osmerus eperlanus (European smelt) is the source of this 1757-nucleotide messenger RNA. It is a transcript of the gene ckmt1, whose product is annotated as creatine kinase, mitochondrial 1. The coding region runs from base 118 to 1368 and encodes 416 amino acids. The transcript is spliced from 9 exons. The record is from RefSeq and is a predicted model, not a curated record. NCBI's taxonomy places the organism in Eukaryota, Metazoa, Chordata, Actinopteri, Osmeriformes, Osmeridae. Gene Ontology annotation, biological process: phosphocreatine biosynthetic process. Gene Ontology annotation, cellular component: mitochondrion. Gene Ontology annotation, molecular function: creatine kinase activity.